CUCCCCCAACAGCCCGUCUCCACUCUCCGAAACCCCACCCAAAUCCGUAGACGGCGAACAUGGGCCGCCGCCGCCGCCAACCAUCCUCGCCGUCGCCGGCGGCCGAGCAUCCGCUGGAAGACGACGACCUACUGCGCGAGAUCCUCCUCCGUCUACCCCCACAGCCGCCCUACCUCCUGCGCGCCUCCCUCGUCGCCAAGCGCUGGCAACACAUCGCCACCGAACCCAAGUUUCUCCGCCGCUUCCGCAUCCACCACCGGAAGCCUCCCCUCCUUGGGGACUUCUCGUAUGAGUACGGAAGACUCUCGUUCAGAUCCACCCUGGACCUGCCCUACCGCAUCCCUCCCGGCCACUUCUCCCUACAACUACAAGUCCACGGCCGCGAUCCAUGGAGGUUGGUCGACUGCCGCCACGGAAGCGUGCUCCUCCUCAACAGGGAGAGGCGUCAGGUCAUUGUGUGGGACCCCGUGACUGGCGACCGCUCCCUCUUGUCGGUUCCGACGGAGUUUGAAGACAUGCAUACCGCGGCGGUGCUCUGCGCUGCCGGCGAGCAGGGCCACGCGCAUGGUGCCUGCCACUCGAGCCCUUUCAAAGUGGUCGUGGUGGACAGCUACGAGCAUGAUAAUGAAGCCGUCGCCUUCACAAGUGUUUACUGCUCAGAGACUGGCGUAUGGAGUGAUCUCCUCUCAACACCGCUUCCAUAUAGGGGUAUUACUGUUGUUAAUGCCGGCACACUUGUUGGUAACACCCUUCACUGGUUGCUUAAGAUGCAUAGCGGCAUAUCAAGAUGGGAAUGGGUCGACCCGGCCCUGGCCUUGGACCCGGCCCUGGUGGCCUCAGGGCCAACUUAAGAGGCCACGGGUCGACCCAUAUCGUGAAUAGUAGUGGCCUUGUUGGCCCGAUGGGUAUUUCGGGUCGACCCAAUUAUUAGUGACGUGUGCUGCUCUUUUUUUGUGAUAUGCUGAUAGCUAAAAUCCUAAUAGAGUAGUAAUCUAGGAAUAGAAGAAAAAAAUUAUACGGAGAUUCAAGUGGUCUAGCUACUGCAUCUGUUCAUUGUACAUGCAUACAUUACCUAGACCAUAGUAAGCUCGUGUGUUUGUUUCCAGGCAUUGUACAGAGAUGCAUCCAUGCGGGUGAAUUGUGUCUAGCCAUCGGAUGCCGCUAGUACUACUAGUUGACAUCAGACUGACGCUCUACCUAGUCUCAAAUUUACACUAGAGAGCUGGACGGCGCACGGAGGACGGGCUAACGGUGAGCUGGAUAAUGAGCUGGACAUGACUGGGACGAUGAGCGGGAGGCAGCACCACCGGCACGGCAGAGAUCGGCGAGGGCGAUGAUUGGGACAUAGCUGUCGUGAGAAUAGAGACCACGAGGUGGGCCGAUCCCGCUGACCCAACGGGUCACUUGGUGCCGGCUCUACUGACCCAGAAAAAUUUGAGGGUCGACCCAUGUGACCCAUCGGCCUCUAAUUUUUGGAUCGGGUCGGCGACCCAGCGGGCCGACCCGGCCCGUUCCCAUUUUGAGCGGCAUACUUGAGUUUGAUUUGUAUAGACAGACGCUAACUGUGAUCCAUAGGCCACCUGAUGCUUAUUACGGUGACAGUGUUCAGAUCAUCAAGGUAGAUGAUGGCGGUGUUGGCUUCUCUGCUUUGUCGUGCACCCGCUGCCCGUUUCCCUGCCACUACCAACCCUGUUUCCGAAUGUGGGAUAGGAAGGUCAAUUGCAAUGGGGUUGCCGUUUGGGUGUUGAGGAAAUCCAUUGAACUGCAGAAGCUACUUGGGUUGGAGUUUAAGAUUGACAAGGCGAGGGCACGUAUAGUGCGUUAUGCUGAGGAUGUUCAUGCAUUACUUUUAUGGGUGCACUUAUCUCUCUUCAUGGUUCAGCUUGAGUCAAUGCAGCCCAAGAAGCUUUUUAAAAGCGACAACGUGUACUCCUAUUAUCCUUUCACAAGUUUCUAUGAUGAAGGUAUCAGUAGCUUGAAGCAGAAGUAGUUUAGUGGUAAACUGCAAUAUGGAAUGCUGACUCUUGUGGGAGUGACUAUGACCAUCUAUCGUAGUUGUCAACUUGCUUGACUUUGGAGAAACUAUCUGUUGCUCUGGUGUUAUUUCCAGCAAUCCUAUGUAAUCGUCAACUGAACUCUGAAAUGCCUGGAUCUAUUCGGCAGUAUUGAAUUGAAUUUUUU
Molecule: messenger RNA, 2181 nt
Organism: Triticum aestivum (bread wheat)
Lineage: Eukaryota; Viridiplantae; Streptophyta; Magnoliopsida; Poales; Poaceae
Exons: 2
Coding region: 60-851 (263 amino acids)
Molecular function (GO): protein binding
Source: RefSeq, a predicted model, not a curated record